CGGUACAACAUGAAGAGAAACCUGGCCGCCCAUUGGCCAUAGGAAAAAAGACCUUUCUCUCUUAUUGCAAUUAAAGCUAAAACCUUUACCUAACUAAACCCACAAAGAUUUUGCAUAUAAAUACUCACACCAUUCAACUCACAAAGAUUCAAGACUUCUUUUUUUUUUUUUUUUAAUAUAAAAUGGACUGGACACGUGGCGGAACAAUUGGACGUGGCUCCACCUCCGUCGUCUCCGUCGCUACUGAUAACUACUCGGGUGAUGUAUUUGCCGUUAAGUCCUCUGAGCUUUACCGAGCUGAAUCUCUUAAAAGGGAACAGAGGAUUCUGUCUACAUUAAGCUGUCCCCAUGUCGUAGCUUAUAAAGGGAGCGAUGUUUCAUCGGAAAAUGGUAAGGUUUUGUAUAAUCUUUUGAUGGAAUACGCGCCGAAGGGCACCGUCUUGGAUGCGAUUGAAAAGCACGGUGGUGGCCUGGACGAGGCGACGGUCCGAUCGUACACUCGCGGGAUUUUAUUGGGUCUCCGGUUUCUUCACGGUAAUGGGAUUGUGCAUUGUGAUAUCAAGGGCCGGAAUAUUUUGGUCACCGACGAUGAUGGGGUGAAAAUCGCCGACUUGGGUUGUGCUAAGCGAGUUAAUGGAGUGUCGUCGUCAGUUUCCGGUACGCCUCUUUACAUGGCACCGGAGGUGGCGCGUGGGGAACAACAAGGGUUCCCAGCUGACAUAUGGGCGCUUGGGUGUACGGUUAUCGAGAUGGCCACCGGAAAAGCCCCAUGGCCUGACGUCGAUGACCCAUUAUCGGCCUUAUACCGAAUCGGAUUCUCAUCUGAUGUGCCUGAAAUACCCAAUAAUAUUUCGAAGCAAGCAAAGGAUUUCUUAACCAAGUGUUUAAAAAGAAACCCUUUUGAAAGAUGGUCUGUAAUUCAACUUCUAGCUCAUGAGUUCGUGAAUGAAUCGAAAUUUGCAGCAAAUGGAAGAGAUGGGUCUCAAUCUGAGACACCCACCAGCGUAUUGAAUCGACAAUUAUGGGAUUCAAUGGAAGAAAUUGAUACAAAUCAGAUUCUUUCUAAGAAACCAUGUUCCCCCACCAAGUGUUUGAUGAAAAGGAUUCAGCUAUUGGUUGAAGACGAUCUGGUUUUCUCUUUGAGAAUGCCUAAUUGGGAUUGUGAUGAAAAUUGGGUAACUGUUAGAAGUAAUGGUAGUUUAGAAGAAGAAGCGUGGGUUAGCAGUAAUAAUAUGGAUGAACCUCACAUGAAUGACGAUUAUGGCUUAGGCUUAGAGAUUAGUGGGCCAAAAACUUGUAAUAAUUUUGAGAGUGGGUGUAAAACAAGUUCAUUCAAGGCAUGCGAAUAUGUGACUUUUAUCUUAUGUACGAAAUUGAAUUACUGUAAUGAUAGAUAUACUUUCAAUGGAAUUUUACCAGUUGUAGUUAUUGGGAUUCUAAGUUCAUAUUUAUUGACUCAUAAGUCCUUCAAAGUUCUGUCACAUCCAAAAUACAACUUUAUGGAUCCAAACCCACAUCCUUAAACAUGAAAAGAUACC
Messenger RNA from Gossypium raimondii (Peruvian cotton), 1538 nucleotides. Its product is annotated as mitogen-activated protein kinase kinase kinase 18. NCBI's taxonomy places the organism in Eukaryota, Viridiplantae, Streptophyta, Magnoliopsida, Malvales, Malvaceae. The transcript has a single exon. Gene Ontology annotation, biological process: protein phosphorylation. The record is from RefSeq and is a predicted model, not a curated record. Gene Ontology annotation, molecular function: protein kinase activity; ATP binding. The coding region runs from base 183 to 1523 and encodes 446 amino acids.